This is a messenger RNA of Anopheles funestus (African malaria mosquito), 2415 nucleotides long. RefSeq names its product vacuolar protein sorting-associated protein 33A (gene car). Gene Ontology annotation, cellular component: CORVET complex; lysosome. NCBI's taxonomy places the organism in Eukaryota, Metazoa, Arthropoda, Insecta, Diptera, Culicidae. The transcript is spliced from 3 exons. The record is from RefSeq and is a predicted model, not a curated record. Bases 486 to 2291 code for a protein of 601 amino acids. Gene Ontology annotation, biological process: vesicle-mediated transport; intracellular protein transport.
GACCGCUUAAUCCAUUUACCAUUAAACCCGCCACUUGAUAUUCAUAGAAAGAAAGAUAAUUAACGAUUCGAACAAAGUAUGCAAUUCGCAUAACAACACUGGCUUAUUAGUACCUUAAUUUUAGCCUGUUUAUCUAUCUGAAUAAUAUUGUCAGCGGGGAAACAUUAGCUUUCCAUGCAUACGAACCACUGUGCAUGUAAAUACCUUCGCUGAAGUAUUGAACCUUGAGCUAUAAGCGAACUUUGGCAAUCAGCUGUUUUUAGCAAACAAUCUACAAAACAAUAUCGCUCAAUUUUGAUAAAGUUUGUUGAUGAAAUAGAUUAGACGAGUGUUACAAGUUUUUGAAUAAUUACUCUUCUCGUUCAUAUUCAUAACCGUUUGCAUGAAGCAUUAUUAUACAUAGCGAUAGAAGAGAAGAAGAACAUCAUACAUUCCACGUGAAAGCAACCCCUAACAGCAGUGUGAUCAAUUUCCUGGCAGUAAACAUGUAUACACAUCUUUCGGGAGGUCGUGCUAACAUACAACUGCUACAAGAAGCCGCUGUACGUGAAUUUGUUAAGAUUCUUGAUCGAUGCGAGGGUACAAAGGCUAUCAUAUGGGAUGAGUCAUUGGGCGGACCUGUUGGGCUUGUGGCAAGGUAUACGUUCCUUAAGGAGCACCAUGUCACAAAAAUGUAUCCACUGCGCUCGGAAGCUUGGACGGACAUCGAUGUGAAGAACAUUAUCUUCAUAACACGCCCACAUCAGACGCUGAUGGAUUACAUUGCCAACAACAUCCACGAAGAGGAACGCAAACGAAAAGUUUCACGGAAGGAGUAUUUUCUCUAUUUCCUUCCCAAAAAAUCCUUUCUCUGCGAAAAGCGACUCCAGAUCAAAGGCGUGCACGGCAGCCUGUCCUACAUCGGUGAGUUUCGCUGUGAGUUUUUCCCAUUCGACAAUGAUCUCCUUUCAAUGGAGCUGAAAGAUGGCUACAAAGAGAUCUAUAUCGAGGGUGACACGAGUUCGCUUCAUCAGUCGGCGUGUGCACUUGUCGCACUGCAGAAGCUUUAUGGGCGCAUUCCAAAGGUGUACGGAAUUGGAAGUUAUGCGCAGCGUGUUUGGGAGAUUACAAAAGCGCUGACCGAGGAGGAUGGGCAUGCCAUGAACAACGAAAAAGGUGUCAUCGAUCAGAUGCUCAUUAUCGACCGAUCGACCGACUUGAUGAGUGUGUUGGCAACGCAACUUACCUACGAAGGACUAAUAGAUGAGAUUUUCGGCAUCAACAAUACGACGGUAAAUCUGCCGGCGGAAAAAUUCAACACAGGCGAGGGUCUCUCAACCGACAGAAACACGGAGAAAAGCCAAUUCAUACUGAACUCGAAGGAGCAACUGUACACGGAGCUGAGAGACAAAAACUUCAACGCGGUCGGAGCGGUGCUGUCCCGCAUGGCCAAAUCAAUUCGAUUGCGAGCCAACGAAAACCAUGGCGAAAAGUCCAUUCAAGAGUUGAAAAAGUUCGUCGAAAGUCUGCCACACAUCAAAUCCAACGAGCAAUCGCUUGCGACCCAUACCACGAUCGCUGAGCUGGUGCAGGAUGUGAUCUCAUCGCACGCAUUUCUAGACGUGUUGGGCUGUGAGCAAGAAUUCCUGCUCUGCUCUGAUGUGGACAAACCGAACAGCUUCAUCGAGGAUAUGAUUGCGAAGGAGGCACCACUGCGAAAUGUGCUUCGAUUGAUUUGCAUGCAGUCGAUCGCCGGAUCGGGACUGAAACCGAAAGUAUUAGAUUACUACAAGCGUGAGCUGGUGCAGGUGUAUGGCUUGAAAACGCUACUUACACUGGGUAAUCUCGAGAAGGCUGGCCUUCUUCGACAGCAGACCGGCUCCCGUACCUAUCACGUGCUCCGCAAAACUCUCAAUCUUACCGCAGAAACACCGGAGGAAGUGUCUCCGAAGGACAUUACGUACGUGCAUAGUAUCUACGCGCCGCUCUCCGUUCGUAUCGUUGAGCAACAUCUGAAACCCAAUGGAUGGCAACUGUUAACGGAGAAGCUGUCCACCUUGCCGGGACCAACGUUUGAAGAUUUUCAAGUUUCACCCAGUUUGAGCAGUCGUCGCGGUUCGUUCACCAGUGAAAUGUCUCAAUCCGACAUCCCGCGCGUGAUCGUAGUGUUUUUCAUUGGAGGCUGCACAUUUGCAGAAAUAUCAGCGCUACGAUUCCUUGCGCAACAGGACGAGAACAACGUCGAGUUCGUCAUCUGCACGACGAAGUUAAUCAAUAAGAACACGUUCCUGGAUUCGUUUAUUGAAAGUUAAAGCAAAAAUAAGUGUGCAGUAUCAUAUAGCAAGAAGGCAAACUUUGCUUGUUUGAAAGAAUCAGCUAUAAAAUCGGGGAUUAAAAAUAAAGAAACCAUUUAUUUUUAUUAUCACACGUAUACAA